AUGCAUACUGUGGCAGAUAUCAUCACCAAUCUUUCUCUCUCGGUUGUGAUUCUUUUUGUCUCUCGCUUUCUCUGGAAUUAUGCCCGAUCCCCGCUAAAGUCCUUCCCGGGUCCUUCUGCCGCCGGCUUCACCAAUAUCUGGCGUUUGCAAGAUGUCUUUCGGGGGCGCUGCGAUAUCACACAGACUGCGCUGCACCGCAAAUAUGGAUCCGCUGUUCGAAUGGGUCCGAAUCUUCUCAGUCUCUCUGAUCCAAACUUGAUUAGCCAAGUUUAUAACACAAAGAGUCCAUGGCUGAAGAGCAACAUGUAUAAUGUCAAUGAUGUCGUUGUCGCCGGUAUCCGAUUAAGCAACCUCUUUUCCAGCCAGGAUGAAAAAUGGCAUUCGACUUUCACUCGUCCCGUUAAGACCCUUUACUCUAUGAGUAAGGUCCAGGAGGUGGAGGAUAAUAUGGAUAUUACGCUGAACCUGUUUCUUGAUAAGCUCCGCGAGCGCUUUGUUCGCCCCGGAAAGACUUGCGAGAUGACCGAUUGGAUCAGCUUCUUUGCUUGGGAUGCUAUGAGCCAGGUCACCUUCUCUCAGGACCUAGGUAUCAUCGAGGCCGGUAGCGACUAUAAAGGCUUCCUUGGAAGAUCUAACCAGACGCUCGACUAUUUUGCUUCGAUCUGUCAAGUCCCCUUCCUGGACAAGCUCUUUGACAAGAACCCGAUUAUGCGCAUUGGUCCUCCAACCUUCGUUUGGGCCAACAUCUUCAGCCUCGAGCAACUCCAGAAACGCUACCAACAAGGGAACCCAGGCAACAAGCAAGACUUCCUCGCUAAAUUCCUCGAGAUAAAAGAAAAGAACCCGGAACUAGUCAACGAUAACGUUAUCAUCCUCUGGCUUCUUUCUAAUGUCCUCGCAGGUAGCGACUCCACUGCCUAUACCAUGUGUGCAGCAAUCUACUACGUCCUCAAGAACCCGGACGUCCACAAGAAGCUCUGUGACGAGCUCCGUUCCGCCAAUCUUACACUCCCCGCGAGAUGGAAAGAUAUCCAGGGGCUCAAGUAUCUCGAGGCUGUGAUGCGCGAGACUAUGCGCGCACACCCCGGUGUUGGUCUGAUCCUCGAGCGCACCGUUCCCAAGGGAGGACUGUCUCUCCCCGAUGGCCGGGUUGUGCCCGCAGGAGUCACAGUAGGAAUGAACCCUUGGGUAAUUAACAAAGAUGAGGGAGUAUUCGGUGCCAAUACGGAUGAAUUUAUUCCUGAGCGCUGGCUCCAGAAUCCGGACGAGCCUGAGGAGGUCUAUCAAGCGCGGUUUUCCAAGAUGAAGAGUACGGACUUUACUUUUGGAGCUGGAUCGCGGACUUGUUUGGGAAGAUAUCUGUCACAGCUGGAGAGCUUCAAGCUUAUUGCCACGUUGUUCAGUUCGUUUGAUAUGGCACUGCCGAGUCAAGAUCAUCAGUGGAAGGUGACCAACUCGUGGUUUGUGAGACAGAAGAAUAUACCCGUUCGUCUUUCGGAACGAAAAGAUGAAGCUAUCGUUGUCUAA
Molecule: messenger RNA, 1527 nt
Organism: Penicillium cataractarum
Lineage: Eukaryota; Fungi; Ascomycota; Eurotiomycetes; Eurotiales; Aspergillaceae
Product: cytochrome P450
Exons: 5
Coding region: 1-1527 (508 amino acids)
Molecular function (GO): iron ion binding; heme binding; oxidoreductase activity, acting on paired donors, with incorporation or reduction of molecular oxygen
Source: RefSeq, a predicted model, not a curated record